AUGAAGCUCCUAGCCCUAACAUUCACCACCCUCCUCUUUUCAAUCCAAUCUGCCCACGCCGCCCGUUUCCAAUGCGCAGGAGUCAGCAGCGACCUCCACUACGACCCGAAGGGUGUAAAGACGGAACGAUGGACCGGUGGGUCCUGCGGUGCACGGGUUAAUGGAUAUUUGACCACUGCAGGCAUAAAGAGCUGUUGCGAAUUUGCGGACGAUAAAUUGCUCGCGUUCAAAAAGAAUUGCUGGAACAAGAAGGAUUACACUGAUAAACACUCGAAGGCUCAGCCUCAACCUUGUUGA
Messenger RNA from Plenodomus lingam JN3, 297 nucleotides. RefSeq lists its product as uncharacterized. NCBI's taxonomy places the organism in Eukaryota, Fungi, Ascomycota, Dothideomycetes, Pleosporales, Leptosphaeriaceae. The record is from RefSeq and is a predicted model, not a curated record.